This is a messenger RNA of Chroicocephalus ridibundus (black-headed gull), 1129 nucleotides long. Its product is annotated as HLA class II histocompatibility antigen, DM beta chain. The transcript has 6 exons. Gene Ontology annotation, cellular component: membrane; MHC class II protein complex. NCBI's taxonomy places the organism in Eukaryota, Metazoa, Chordata, Aves, Charadriiformes, Laridae. The coding region runs from base 252 to 1028 and encodes 258 amino acids. Gene Ontology annotation, biological process: immune response; antigen processing and presentation. The record is from RefSeq and is a predicted model, not a curated record.
CGGGGACAAAGCCGGGUGACACCCGGCCGCCGCGCUAUGUCCGGGUGGUGGCCGCCGCUCGGGUGGCCUUUGCCGGCAACUGGUGACGCCCGCUGGGUGCUGGCCCGUAUUGGGUGCCCCAUGGCCCGCCCCCCCCCACUCUGUGGCAUGGGGGGUGUGGGGGGGGGCCAGGCCGUGGGGUGCAGGCGGGUGGCCGGGGUGGGGGGGGACACGCACAGAGAGCGGCUGGACGCCCCCGAAGCCACCCCGCCAUGCUGGUGCUGCUGGCCCUGGCCCUGGGGGCCCGGGGGGCAGGCGCCUUCGUGAUGCACGUGGCCAGCUCCUGCCCGCUGGCGGCCAACGGCUCCGUGCUGGAUUUCGACUUCAGCAUCGUCUUCAACAAGAACCCGCUGGUUUGCUACGACCCCAAUCACCGGCUCUUCGUCCCCUGUGACUGGGGGCUGCUCCACCAGGUGGCCACCAGGUUCGCCACCGUCCUCAACAACGGCAGCGCCUGGGUGGAGCGCGUCGAGGCCCGGCGUCAGGCUUGCCACCAGCUGGUCCCCCAGUUCUGGGCCUCCACGGGGCUGCGGCAGACACCACCCCAAGCCCUCAUCGUCUCCUCCAAGACGAGAAACGCCCGGGCACCUGUCCUCCUCACCUGCUACGUCUGGGGCUUCUACCCCUCCGAGGUGACCGUCAUCUGGCUGCACAACGGGGACAUCGUGGGUCCUGGUGACCACCCCCCCAUCUCCGCCAUCCCCAACGGUGACUGGACCUACCAGACGCAGGUGACCUUGAUGGUGGCCCCGGUGGCCGGGGACACCUUCACCUGCUCGGUGCAACACGCCAGCCUGGGCCAGCCCCUCCUGGAGGACUGGAGUCCUGGCUUGUCCCCGGGGUUGACGUUGAAGGUGGCGGCGGCCACCGUGAUGAUGGCGUUGGGGCUCGGCUUCUUCAUCGCCGGCGUCUACCAGUACCGGGCCAGGCCACCAGCGCCGGGUUACACUCCCCUCCCCGGAGACAACUACCCCGCAGGCAGCAUCUGAGGACCCCCAGGACGGUGACGUCCCGGCCCCGACGGCUCCUCCGCGUCCCCGUCACCCCGGGGGUGACGGCGCGGUGCUCGCAAUAAAGAAGCUCCAGGGUG